AUGGGUAAACAUGGAGGUAGUUCUAAGACUAUGAAACAUCUAGGUAUGUGUGAUAAUUUAAAUGCUCAAAAUUCAAGGGACUCACUUCUUUUGAAAGACAAUGAGGAACAAAAUGAAGCCAAUUACCCAGUUACUGUUAAAUUGUUUGAUAGGUUUGAAGAUGUGGAAGAUGUCAAAUUGAAAGUCAAAUCUAAACAAAUGAAUAACAUUCAAUCAGACAUUAAUCAAUGGAAUGGUAAAGAUGAAAAUGUGAUUUUCAGCCCUAAAGUAGGAGAAAUAAACUCGAAUGGGGGCCAUAAUUUAUCCAACACAGGGUGUGAAUGUAGUGGUGGAAAUGUUACAAAUUCAAACAUGGUGAAUGGAUCGUGUUUGUCCAGUGAAUUGGACAAAUUACAUGUGAGUGAUACAUCUAAUCUGGGAAGGCACAGGAGUGUAUCUGACACAAAACUAAUUCGACUUGACAGUCCUGCUCUACCUACAUAUACAGAGAAAUCCCACACAAAGGUGAAGGCUGGAUUACUCAUGUCCCCUAUUGCCCUAACUCAAGAUAUUCCCAUUGAUAUUGGGAAAGACCAAAAUAGGUUUUCAUAUGUGAUGGAAAAUAUUCCAUCACUGUUGUAUCUACCAAACACAAAACAGUUAGUGCGUAGUCAACCUGUAUCAAGACAAAAUUCCAUAGGCAGCCAUGGAGCCCAUAGUAAUGGUGUGGAGGACCUGCACAAAGAAAUUUGUAUUGAUGCUAAUACAUCAUUUAAUGGUAAUGAUCAAUCAUUGGAACUUGUGUCUCCGGAAUCAAAUUCUAGUUUUUCUGAAACCUGUCCUUUCCCUGUUGGUGCCAAUGAUAAUUCCAAUAUAGAUGCUGAUCAGAUGACUUUAAACAGUGUAGAGUGUUUGAUACCAGGUGAACUAAAUGACAGAGGUUGUAAUGAUACGUCCAGUCUGUCUAGUGUCAGUACAGAUUUCUCAACCACUGUAGGAGAAGAUAACUCAGAAUUUAAAAAUGUAUCUCUGGAAGGAGAUGAGACUGGUUUUAUGGAAGUAAACCUUCACUCACGGAACUCAUAUCAAAGAUCUCAAAGUUCAGCCAGUGAUGAAACCAAGUCAAAGAAGAAAGGGUUUGGUAAUUUUUUGUCAAGGUAA
Molecule: messenger RNA, 1140 nt
Organism: Lottia gigantea (owl limpet)
Lineage: Eukaryota; Metazoa; Mollusca; Gastropoda; Lottiidae
Exons: 1
Coding region: 1-1140 (379 amino acids)
Source: RefSeq, a predicted model, not a curated record